GCAGAGGCGGAAUAGAGUGAAGUUACCCUGACACGUGACUCUGUGCCCGCGGGAGGAGGAGGGGCAAUUGCCUUAGGGAAGUUGCUGUCAGUCGCCACUCACACUAACUUAUCCAUUACAGACUAACCUCCCAAUUCCUCCUAUCAGCGCCUCGCUCGCGCCCCGAGCCGACUCCUGAUUGGCUGCUGUGAGUGUGAGUGGGUUCGGUUGUGCAGAUGCACCCAGGCCCUGAAUGGCGAGGGUUGGUCAUUCGCAGUGACACAGUCGGAAGCGUCAUAUCCGGGUACUGAGUAGACAAGGGAGUCUGGGCCUAGGACCGGCCUCCUGUUACGUUAGCGCCUAACCCCCGGGAGGGAACGUCCCGAAAGACUGAGCGCGGGAGAGGGGUGCACUUCUUCUACGUUCCUGAACCUACACCCCAAGGACCAUGUCAGAAGGUGAAGGCAAAACUGCCCCCAGCACCGGGUCAGACCCCAAGAUGGAAAGUGGGGUCUCCAUGUCCCCACCUGUUAGUGCACCCCCUGCACCCCCACAGGAGGAGGAAGAGGAGGAGAGUGAAGAUGAGUCCGAGAUCCUGGAGGAGUCUCCUUGUGGCCGCUGGCAAAAGAGACGUGAGGAGGUGAACCAGAGAAAUGUGCCUGGCAUUGACUGUGCCUACCUUGCAAUGGACACUGAAGAAGGAGUGGAGGUGGUCUGGAAUGAGGUGCAGUUCUCUGAACGGAAGAACUUCAAAAUGCAGGAGGAGAAAGUGAGAGCCGUGUUUGAUAAUCUUAUCCAGCUGGAGCAUCUUAACAUUGUCAAGUUCCACAAGUACUGGGCCGAUGUGAAGGAGAACCGAGCCCGGGUCAUCUUCAUCACAGAGUACAUGUCCUCAGGGAGUCUCAAGCAGUUUCUCAAGAAGACAAAGAAAAACCAUAAAACCAUGAAUGAAAAGGCCUGGAAGAGAUGGUGCACCCAGAUCCUCUCUGCUCUCAGUUACCUGCACUCCUGUGACCCACCAAUAAUCCAUGGAAAUCUGACCUGUGACACAAUCUUUAUUCAGCACAAUGGACUUAUCAAGAUUGGAUCUGUCUUUCAUAGGAUUUUUGCUAAUGUUGCACCAGACACCAUUAACAACCAUGUGAAGACGUGUCGGGAGGAACAGAAGAACUUGCACUUCUUUGCUCCAGAGUACGGAGAAGUAACUAAUGUGACAACUGCGGUGGACAUUUACUCCUUUGGGAUGUGUGCGCUGGAGAUGGCAGUGCUGGAGAUCCAAGGAAACGGGGAGUCCUCGUAUGUUCCACAGGAGGCUAUAAAUAAUGCCAUACAGUUCCUGGAAGAUCCGCUGCAGAGGGAAUUUAUCCAGAAGUGCCUUGAAACAGACCCAAGCAAACGCCCUACAGCUCGGGAGCUGCUAUUCCACCAAGCCCUGUUUGAGGUGCCGUCUCUGAAAUUACUUGCAGCGCACUGCAUUGUGGGUCACCAACAUAUGAUCGCAGAAAACGCCUUAGAAGAAAUUACCAAAAACCUGGACAUGAGCGCUGUCCUUGCUGAGAUCACACACACAGACCGUGAUGGAGUGCGGAUGAUAUUCUCCCAGUCUCCAGCGCUGGAGUUAGACAAGUUCCUGGAAGAUGUGAGAAAUGGCAUUUACCCCCUGACAGCAUUUGGGGUGCCCCUGCCUCAGCAGCCCCAGCAGGAGGUGGUAAAAUCGCCGGUGGUUCCGCCCUCUGUAAAGACCCCAACCCCUGAGCCAGCCGAGGUGGAGACACGCAAGGUGGUGCAGAUGCAGUGUAACAUUGAGUCUGUGGAUGAGGGAGCCAAGCAUCAUCUGACAUUGUUACUGAAACUGGAAGAUAAACUGAACAGACACCUAAGCUGUGAUCUCCUGCCCAAUGAGAACAUUCAGGAGCUGGCGGCAGAGCUGGUACAGUUGGGCUUUGUCAGUGAGUGUGACCAGAGCCGACUCACCUGUUUACUUGAAGACGCUUUCAGCAAGUUCUACUUUACUCGCAAUGGAAACAUGGCUGCCGUCACCGUGUCAUCGUAGCAAUAACAAUGGCCUUCCCUCCGCUGCAGCCCCUCCCCCCAGAGACGCGCUAUUUCCUUCCAUGUCAAGAGGCAGCGUAUUAGGCAUGACAUCAUUCUGUUACAAUGCUCCUCCCAUUGCGCUGGGGGUGGGAGGAGCUGUCCUGCCCCCUAGUGGCACCUGCAGCCUCUGCUUUUGCUUUGCCCUCCUGUGUGUGUGCGCCAGGCUUUACCUCAGUGCAAUCGCCAGUAGCAAAACUGUCACUCCAAGUUCACUUUGUGAUUUAGUGAGAGAGGAGGGGACACUCCAUUGCCCCUGUUUACAAUGUCUGCUUCUUCUCUAGAAACUCCCUGCAGAAGUCUGGUUAUUUAACCCCCUGCAUCCGGGUGGGCAUCACACGUGUGACGUUAGACAUAAAAUAAUUCCCUCACUUGUCUCUCCUGUGCCCAAAUAAUGGGGCAACUAUUCUCCUUCCACUCAAACUGUGUGAGGGGCAGAGGCCUGCAGGGAGUUACUGGGGAAAUGGGCAGUCGCUGGCAUGGCUAGUGCAGAGAUAGAUAUUGAGCUUAUUCCCCUGCUCUGAGCUGCUGCUGCCAUACUGCUCACACGUAUACAUGGCGUAGUCUCUUAGCUGCCUGCAUGCCACAACUGUCACAUCCCCAACCGGCCUGCAACUGCCAGCAGCAAAAUACUGACAGAAGUACAAAUCACAAGAGAUGUGAGCUCCCACCACUGGGCAGGAGAGAGCACCCCCAAUGUCUGUCACAAGCACCCCGACUCUCUCAUUAGUUCAUGGUUUACUGGGAAUGGAAAUGUCACUGGCAGACUGACUGUCCCAAAUGGCCUAUAGAGUGCAGCUGUGCAAUGGCUCACUCCCAUGUUGUAUUAUAAAGUUUACUCUGCGGGUGACUUGAGGGAAGGUCCCAGUUAUAUUGUGGGUGCCAAGGGGGGGCCUGACAGAGAGGUUCAUAUACAUUGCUGGUCGCUUUGCACAGUGUCAACUCUCACCCCUUUCCUCUUGUGACACCUCCGUGUUUAUUUGUAACUAAUGUUUUACUUUAUUUUCUCUGUAAAUAAAACUUGGGUUUGUUGUAUUAAACACUA
Xenopus laevis (African clawed frog) is the source of this 3115-nucleotide messenger RNA. It is a transcript of the gene nrbp1.L, whose product is annotated as nuclear receptor binding protein 1 L homeolog. The record is from RefSeq and is a predicted model, not a curated record. Lineage: Eukaryota; Metazoa; Chordata; Amphibia; Anura; Pipidae. Gene Ontology annotation, molecular function: ATP binding. The coding region runs from base 428 to 2032 and encodes 534 amino acids. The transcript has 19 exons. Gene Ontology annotation, cellular component: lamellipodium; endomembrane system; cytoplasm.